AUGGCCCAGUCUCCAACCAACGACGUUCUCUACGGUUCUGACAAAGAUGAUUCUACUUUUGACAAUAUCUCGUCCACAACCUCUGAAUUGGAUGGUGCAGCAGAGGCAGAUACUCCUCCAGAUGAAACUCCAGAAGAGCGUGAGAAGAGGAUGACUGAGUGGAGAGAGGAACUGCAGAAGGUUGAAUCAGAAAUUGUAAUGUUGCGUCAAGUGUUGGGUAGCAAAGUGCGCCACGCAAAUGAACUGAAGCGAAAGCUUGGCAUCACACCAUUCCAGGAAUUCAAACAUGAUCUGCAGCAGGGACUUGAGCAGAUCAAGAACUCUGAAUCAUACCAAAGGACAAAUGACACUUUACAUCAGUUAAAUGAAAAGAUAUCACAGACGCAGGCUUACCAGAAGACCUCCGCUGUAGUGAAGACUGCAACCGAAAAAACAUCGAGUGCCAUCAACACUGUAGGCCAGGCAGUGAUCAAGAAGAUGGGGGAUAUUAAGAACUCUCAGACAUUCAAGUCAUUUGAUGAAAAGGUCCACACAACAUAUGCAAGUGUUAAGGCAAAAGUCACUGGCAGUCGGUCAUCAGGUGAGAUAGACAAGGCUUUCAGAGAUGCCGAAGAUGACAGUGAUAGAGCUGUGACUCCGGAAGCAACUGAAGAUGCUUCUGUAGUUCAUCUCCCUUAA
Messenger RNA from Candidula unifasciata, 678 nucleotides. The record is from the annotation of a GenBank genome assembly. Lineage: Eukaryota; Metazoa; Mollusca; Gastropoda; Stylommatophora; Geomitridae.